UCUGGCGGUUGAUAUGUUUUCUUACGCUAGGUUAGGUCUGGUCCCCUUUAUUGGUCGUCGCCUAAUAGGAGUUAUACUAAAAUAGCUUCCUGAUGUGCUGCAUUGUGUAGUGAUUUGUCAUAAUCGGUGGUUAUCAUAACCAAGAUUUUUCUGCUUUGCGCACUUUAAAAUGACAUCUACGAAGCCUGGAGAAUGGGUCAUGCAAGCUCUACUUCGUCAGUUAACCAACUUAGCCCAAUUGAAGAUUGAGAAAGCACUUGGAGAUGGUCAAGAAACAAAUCUCGUGAAAAGCAUGAAACUGAAUGAAGAUGCAGCCUAUGAACAUCUCAUAAGUGCUUUUGGUGUUGCUGCCGAAUUCGCUCUUCCUUCAAUCUUGUCUACACUUUCACUAUGGUAUAGAUCUCAGCACUCAUCUGGGAAAUAUUAUCAAUUCCACCAGUUUCAGUCUCUAAGUUCAGCCAAUGAGUACAUUGGAAACGCUACUUCAAUGGCAGUCCAACGUCCUUUAGCUAACGAUAGUAAUCACGUUGUUGAAAGCCAACAAGUUUCAUAUCUUGCUGUCAGUAAAUCAGAAAAGACUAUCAAAUGUGCCUCAGAAUCAUCUUCGUUGUCAAAAUCCCAUAAUUUACAUUUACCAGAUAUAUCUGUUCUAUUUGAACGACGUGAUCUUGCCAUUGAUAUUAUAUUUUGUCAUGUCAUGCUUGCAGUUUUAAAGCAAUUGCCUUUUCAUCCAGGCCAUAAUGAUGUUAUUGAAUCAAUCUUAGAGCAAUGUUUUGGAAGAUUCAACUAUAGAGAGGAUUUGCAGCCGAAAAAUAGUGAAAAUAUAAAUCUCGUAGCUGAUCUAUACGCAGAAAUUGUCGGACUGUUAUUCCAGUCAAGAUUUGCUCUGGUACGCCACAAAUUUAUGAGUUGUCUGAAUGAUCUGCGAUCUAAAGAAAACAGUCAAAAUAAUAGAGCUAGUAUUGUAUCUCUCAUAAUGGGGAUGAAGUUUUUCCGGGUUAAAAUGCAUCCAAUCGAAGAUUUUGUGAAAUGUUUCACUUUCUUACAAGAAUUAGGUCAAUACUAUCUGGAAGUGAAAGAAAUUGAAAUCAAGCAUGUACUCUCCGAUUUAUUUGUUGAAAUUUUAUUGCCAGUAGCUGCUGUUGCACGUCAAGAAGUUAACAUUCCAGCAUUAAAGACAUUUGUAGAAAAUUUAUAUCCAACAAGUUUGGAAUUGGCUAGUAAGAAGAAACAUAUCCCAGCCUUAUUCCCGUUAGUGACUUGCUUGCUGUGUGUUGGUACUAAGUCAUUUUUCUUGAAUAAUUGGACCAAUUUCUUGUCUAUCUGCUUAAGUCAUCUUAAAAAUCGGACUUCUAAAGUAGCUUUGGUCAGUUUACAAUCAUUAUCCUGCAUAUUGUGGGUUUACAUUGUACGUAUCAAAGGUGAAAAACAUACAGAAACUCAAACAAAAUUACACACAAUUAUCAAUAGUUUAUUUCCAAAAAAUCAGAAAAUUAUUCUACCAAAAGAUGCACCAAUCAAUAUAUUUGUUCGUAUUAUUCAAUUUAUUGCUCAUGAAAAGCUUGAGUUUGCCAUGAAAGAAGUUAUCAUUGAGCGGUUAGGGGUGAAUGGAUUACAGAAAACUUUGGUGAUGCCAGAGCGAAUAAAUGUAGGUAUAUGUGCAUUCCUGCUGAUUGCCCAUGGCCUUCAACAGAAGGAGGGGGAACCGCCCAUGCCUCAACAAUGCAUUGGUGCUGGAGGGGUUGGUGGUGGUUUUAGGCAAGCUGUUAUUAAACGCUCUUUUCAUGGUACCAAUUUGAAUGAAGCAUUGGGUUCCUUAUUAGGAAUACAAAGUUACUUAGUACCUGUUCGAAGAGCAUUCGAACAUAUUUUACGUCAGCUGGAUACUCAAGUUUGUCGUACAAUGAUGUUGCCAAAACAAGAAGUUACUCAAAAAGAAUUUGAUGAGUUAAUGACAGCAGACCGUAAACCUAAACUGGAUUUAUUAAAGACCUGUGUUGCCUGUAUUCCUCGUCUGCUUCCUAUUGAUAUGACUAAACAAGAGAUUUUAGAAAUACUGGCCAAAGUUUGUCUGCAUGUUGACGAAGACGUACGAAAAAUGGCACAGCAAGCUAUGGCCAACUUGAUAGUCGAACUACCAGCUUAUCGGGUUAAAACAAUACAAGUAUUUAUACAAUUUAUUCAGAAAAAUGUAGCUGAUACAUCACCUCACCAACUAGAUAGCUGUCUGAAGACUUUAUUUCAUCUAUUAAACAAUUGGAAGUUAGCAUUGCAAAAGGAUGGAGCCGUAACACCUAAUAUGGCUGAAAAAUCAGCUUUAUAUGAAGCUGAAGGAUUUGCUUUGGUUAUGUUAUGCAGUUGUCGUUUAAUUACUAGACGUUUAUCUGUUCAUAUUCUCAGGAAAUGUCGAGCUUUAUCAAAUUUAAUCCAAUCCGCUACUUAUGAUCAAACGUCAAAAAAUUCAAAUGAUUCACGGGAAUUGUGUUGUAUAGAUAUUUUAGACCGUUCAGUGCCAAUUAUUUUGAAAUAUCUUUUACCUAUAUUACCUUUAAGCGAAAGAUCCGCUUUGUCUUCAGUGUCUAACAUGGAUUUUUCUGUCUUCACGGAGCGCUCUCAUCCUGUUUGGUUUAGUGGUAGUACACUGCCUGUGUAUUCACCUGUGGUUUUACCAGCUAAUUAUUUGAAUAACACUCAAUACUCUGGUUUAAUGUCUAACAAUGACGUGCAACAAAGUGAGGAAGUCCGAUUUAAUGGUUUAUCAAAUCUUCACGAUCUUAACAAACUAAACAAUUGUAAUAAUAACAACAAUUGUAAUACUAAUAAUAGUCCAACUGUUGGAAAUCCAGUGACCGGUAACACAAAUGAGAAAUGUAAACCCGAUGAAUCUGUUGUACAGGAAUCAUUUACAAAAAUCGGAUGUCGAAUUUGUUCCAAUCUUCAUCUACCUCAUUUAUUAACCGGAUUAACUGAAGGUUAGUCUUUUUUUGGGUUUUGGUACUCGUGGAUUGCAAUUUUGACCUUUACUGUAAAGUGAAAAGGAAGCGAAAUUUAUAACAAUGAUAGUGUCGUGUCUAACAGCUAACUUGAAGCUGUGUAACUCAUAAACUGAAAUGCUUGAUAUGUAAGCCGUUCUCAAUUUUCUUGUUGUAAUUUUAUUCUCUAUGAAUUGUGGUGAACAUUUCAGAUAUGAGUUGUUAUGCUUAACAUCUUAGUAAAUGUAAACUAUAGAGAAGAGUGAGAGUUUGUAAAAUCUCUUGGGAAGUUUCGACAAUUCAAUAGUAUUCGUACUUCUUUUCUAUAUUUACUUUUACGUGAUCUUGUUCCUUGUUUGUUUCCAUCUUGAACUGUAGUUAGUACACAGGUUUCUAUACUUUUUUCCAUAUAAUCUCACGAAUUCAUUCAUAUUUUUUCCAGCAUUACAAUGCUCUCUUUACUGAUGAUUGAUUUAUUCUUCAUGGGGUUUAAGUUUUACUGUUGUUGAAUAUGCCAACAAUAAUUAUAACACUACUAAUUCUAAAACGUUGAAGAAUGGUACAUCGGCCUCACAUAGUCAUUAUAUAUUUGAAUAUCAUGUUCCUCGGUUAAGCAAGGGUAUGUUAAGGUCAGUUAAAAAUUCUUAUACUUGCUCAUCUAAUUGAUACGUAGUAUCAAGUAGACAUAAAUAAGGGCUUUCAAGUCAUUCAUAGGAUCCCAUUAAAUUACACGCCUGGUUUACGAACACGUCUUUUAAAUAUAGCUAAAGUAAUCGGCAUCCACUUUAACAAGCCCGACUCAUAUGUCAAUAAGAAAUUUGUUAAAUUCGGCUAUCACAAUAGCCAACAUUAUAGUAUAUUAAUAAUAAGUUAUUUCUUUCUCGUUUCCCAUUAUCUUUCGCAAAAAUAAUUUCUGUUCGCCUCCUGUUUUUGGAUAACAGUAACGUUUUUUUAAGCUUACGUUACUGUUAUUAAUUUUCGACUUCUUGUCAUAAGUUUGUCAAUUCUCUUAUAUCAUGCAGUUUAUUAAUUCUUUAACUACAUAUUCCAAUUCAUUCUUUUAUUACUCAAGAGAUUUAAGUACUAAUCACUUCAAACCAUCUUUUAGUCACUGUGCUCUUUUUGAAUUCAAAAUACGAAAUUUAGCGAAAAGAUCUAUUUUCAAAGAAUUUAUUGUCGAGUAAUACUUUUGAAUUUGUAAUAUUAUUAUCUAACAGACCAUCAUUUGCUUGGUAUUGAUUUCAUUGUUAUUGUUAGAUGUAUAUUUCAGUGUAGAACCAGUUGUAUACUUUUUUGACAGUAGUGUUGAAAAGUUUUCAGUGUUUAGAUUCAUAUCAAGGACGUGUUUUAGAUUUAAUUAUUUUAAAAAGAACUCUGGUUUACUGAGGGAAUUGUUUGUCUAUCAUAUAAAAGAUAGUUUACAGAAAUUACUACUUACACAUGUACAUAGUUGAUAAAUUAUCACUUAAUGCUUUUUUUAUCUUUAUAAAAAAAGCGAUACAUAGAAAAUCAGGUAAUAAUUACUUUGUGUUUUAGUUGUUUUUAUAACUCAUGUUAUGUGUGCAUUAUAAAUUGUUGUGUGGAUAUGCAGCUUUUUGGUGAGUUUGUUAUUAUCUAGACUUUAUGUUAUAGUAAGUGAUUCGUGUUCAUAUUUAUUUUAUUUGAACACAUAAAUAUUGGUACAAGAGGGCAUCAAAUAUAUAUGCGCCACACAAAACAAUGAGAAUUCGAAGGGAAAAAAGAAGGUAAGGAGCGU
This is a messenger RNA of Schistosoma margrebowiei, 4728 nucleotides long. NCBI's taxonomy places the organism in Eukaryota, Metazoa, Platyhelminthes, Trematoda, Strigeidida, Schistosomatidae. The record is from the annotation of a GenBank genome assembly.